UGGCCCCGGCCGCCGGGCCAUGGCCGGGCUCCGGCUCCCGGCCCCGGAGGUCGCCCGGGGGAGCAGCGGUUUCCGUGGCGGCGACGCCGCUCUCCGGGGCGAAUUUGCAAGUUGCACUGAAAUAAGACCCUGCUGCUGCAAAUAGAGCUGGUUACCAUGAAGCUUGCCGGCAUUGUCUGCAUCAGGGAACACUAUGGAGCAAUUUUCAACAUGGAGGAGAAACUGUUGUGUGCAUCUGGUCACAGAGGACAUUAUUUCAACAACAGAAAACUUCCAGUGAGUGGGGCAGCAAAUUCCUGGCACCGACCCCCUAGCUCUGGAGUGAAGGGAAAUGCUGGAGCACUGAAGGAUAAAACCAUGAGAGCAGUGGUGACGGGAGGUGGAGGCUACUUUGGAUACAAGCUUGGAUGUGCUCUUGCCAACUCAGGAGCUUCAGUUGUUCUGUAUGAUAUUCACAAGCCUAUCUGGGAAAUUCCUAAUGGAGUAGUGUGCAUCCAGGCAGAUGUCAGGGAUUAUGAUGCCAUAUUUGCAGCCUGUGAAGGGGCUGACUGUGUGUUUCAUGUAGCUUCAUAUGGAAUGUCAGGAAGAGAGCAAUUGCACAAAGAAGAGAUUGAAACAGUAAACAUCAAUGGGACAAGAUUCAUCAUUGAUGCUUGCAAACAAAGGAACAUCUCUAGAUUGAUAUACACCAGUACAGUAAAUGUGGUGUUUGGAGGGCUUCCUAUUGAAGAUGGUGAUGAGGAAACUGUGCCAUAUUUUCCUAUAGAAAAGCAUGUUGAUCAUUAUUCCAGAACCAAAUCAAUUGCAGAACAAAUGGUACUAGCAGCUAAUGGAACUCCACUAGCAGGAGGUGGAGUACUCCACACAUGUGUUCUUCGCCCACCAGGAAUUUAUGGACCAGAAGAGCAAAGACAUCUGCCAAGGCUAGCAAAGAAUAUUGAAAGAGGGUUACUUAAUUUCAAGUUUGGGGAUCCUUCUGCUAAAAUGAACUGGGUGCAUGUAGAGAACCUUGUACAAGCUCAAAUUCUGGCUGCUGAAGCUCUCACUCCUGAGAAGAACUACAUAGCUAGUGGUCAGGUGUAUUUCAUUCACGAUGGUGAAAAAUUCAACCUUUUUGAAUGGUUAGCUCCACUUUUUGAAAGAUUAGGUUGCAGUAAGCCAUGGAUACCUAUUCCUACUCCUUUAGUUUAUGCAUCAGCCACAGUCAUGGAGCAUCUUCAUCUGAUUCUGAAACCAUUGGUUGAGCUGUCACCUCUGCUGACCAGAAAUGAGGUACAGGUGCAGAACAUCUCCACAACGCACACCUUCAGCAUCGACAAGGCCCGCAGGCAGCUGGGCUACAGCCCGGAGAAGUUUGCAUUCGCUGAUUCUGUGGAGCAUUACAUCAAAACCAGAGCAGAGGCCCGGAACGAGCACGUCUUCCCCAGAGUGAUGCUUUUGUUCUUUGUGAUUUUAAGUUUGAUUUUUCUUUCUUUAAGAUUUGAUGACCUUUCAGUUUUGCACUUUUUUAAGGAAACACAGCACUGACUCACACAGACUGCACGUGCCCUCUGCAGAAUUGCUCCCAUGGAACAUCAGCUCCACGACAGACAGGCCCCAGUGAAUACGUAGGCGCUUAUUUUAGAUUAAAAACAGAACAAGUCUGAACACCACCAACAGUGUAAACAAUUACAGCCAAAGUCCAUCACCAAGACACGUUUAAGUCACACAUCUUUCCAAACUGACUGCUGGAGUGCACGAGGAGCUGCAAAAGGAACACGGGGCACAGCCCGCAGUGCUUCACCGAUGGAGAACAGCGGCGGAAAGCAGAUGGAGUCAGUGCAGCAGCGGGGAGCUGAGCAACGUGCUGAGGAAGCACGCCGAGCGCUCCCGGCUGUGAAUCACACCUGUGGGCUGCACGGAGCUCACACGGCGUGAACUUCCUUUGUGAAUUGGCUGUCACUGCAUAUGAGGGAAAAUAAAAGGGAACGUGAA
Molecule: messenger RNA, 1974 nt
Organism: Phasianus colchicus (ring-necked pheasant)
Lineage: Eukaryota; Metazoa; Chordata; Aves; Galliformes; Phasianidae
Product: putative short-chain dehydrogenase/reductase family 42E member 2
Biological process (GO): steroid biosynthetic process
Molecular function (GO): oxidoreductase activity, acting on the CH-OH group of donors, NAD or NADP as acceptor
Source: RefSeq, a predicted model, not a curated record